Messenger RNA from Nematocida minor, 873 nucleotides. Its product is annotated as glycerophosphodiester phosphodiesterase. Gene Ontology annotation, biological process: glycerophospholipid catabolic process. The transcript has a single exon. Gene Ontology annotation, molecular function: phosphoric diester hydrolase activity. NCBI's taxonomy places the organism in Eukaryota, Fungi, Microsporidia. The coding region runs from base 1 to 873 and encodes 290 amino acids. The record is from RefSeq and is a predicted model, not a curated record.
AUGGGGGGAAUUAUAGAAGAGAAAGAAGAAAGUAAAAAAAAUAAAAAAGAGAGAGGAAGUGAUCAGAAAAGCAUCCAAAACGCAGCAGGAUCACCCGAGCUGUUCAGCAUUCCGGUCCUGAUAGGACACAGGGGCGUGGGCGCGGGGAUGGAGAGGCAAGAGAACACGAUCUUCUCAAUAAACAAGUGCGGAGUCUUUGGGAAGAUGGCAGAAAUAGACGUACAGCUGAGCAGAGACUUGGACGUAUUUGUGUUUCACGAUCUGGCGAUAGAUGGCGUAUAUUUGGACCAAAUCAGUACAUCUGAGCUGCUGGAUCGAAAAAUAGACACGCUUUACGAUCUGCUGAUGAACACAGAGAUAGAUCUAAACAUUGAGAUAAAGUACGAAAUCCAGUCUAUCUCUGUGGACAUCUGGUGCGAUAAAGUCGUGGAAACAGUUAAAAAAGCACAGAAAAAAGGAAGAAAGAUCGUAUACAGCUCAUUUAACAGGGACGUAUGCCAGACCAUGCAGAGAAAGGGAGAAGAAGUGCUGUUUUUAGUGGAGAUACUAACAGAAGAGUCCGUUAGCUAUGCAGUGGAUGUUGGGUACAUGGGAAUAGUAACAGAGGUAGACGAGGUACUAAACAACCCCGGCAUUGUUGAAACGGUCAAGAGACACAUGCUGUAUUUAGUGACAUACGGCAAGAACAACAGCGAUAUUUCAGUGGUAGAUAAGCAGAUAGCCAUGGGCGUAAACAGCAUUAUUACAGAUGAAAUAGAAGAGCUGCUGAGAAUAUACGACAUUCCCAGGUAUACGAUAGAGAAGAUCGAAAAAGAAGCAGAAACAUCAGCAGAAACAGAGCAGGAGUUCAUGACGCAGAGGAUACUGAAGUAG